Messenger RNA from Plasmodium adleri (nom. inval.), 1359 nucleotides. RefSeq names its product conserved Plasmodium protein, unknown function. Bases 1 to 1359 code for a protein of 452 amino acids. The transcript has a single exon. The record is from RefSeq and is a predicted model, not a curated record. Lineage: Eukaryota; Apicomplexa; Aconoidasida; Haemosporida; Plasmodiidae.
AUGAUUUUAAAGAAGAAGUUGUUAUUUUUAAAAAUUUUGAUUGUUUUAUUUUUCUUUUAUAUUAAAUAUUAUAUUUGUUUUUUUUUUAUUAAUAAUUCAGAAUGGUGUUUGCAUAAACUUGUGGGAAAAACUUUUCGAGUAUAUGUGUCUCGACCUGCUCAAAAAAAAAGUAAUCAAUUAAAAACAAAAAUUAUAAUAAAUAAAAGAAAGAAAGAAGAAAAUGAAAAAAGUAAUAUGCGUAAAAAUGAUUAUAAAUCAUCUUCACAAUAUAAAUUAAUUGAAGAAUUAAUAAAUGAAUAUCCACAUAAAUUAUCUUAUACCAAUUUAAAAGAUGAACCUUUUAUUAUGCUGAAUGAUAAAUUAAAUUCAAAAUAUAUUAAAGGAUAUGAAUUACCAUUUAAUUUAAUAAAUCCCAUAAAAUAUGAAUUAUUAAAAUUAGUAGGAAAAAUAUGUGAUCCUUUUAAACCUUUAUGUUGUUAUUCUUUAACUCCUAAAAUAUUUAUUGAUAAAAUGUUUAAAGAUAAAAGUUCGAUUACAUAUGAUAUGUUCUGUUAUAACUUAGAAUAUAAAUUUAAAUUUUAUAUGCCUUCCUACACUGAAAUAUUCAAAUUUGAAAAAGAAUUAUUGUGGAAAUUAUAUAUGACAGUCAGAAAUUUAAAAGAAGUGUCUCCAUAUACACCUUUAAAUGAUCAUGAACGUGUUCAUAAAAUUUUACAAGAUGAUGAAACUACUUUACCUAUUACCAUUUGUAAAGUAAAUAAAGAAAUUCAUAGACAAGGUAUUCAUCCAUCUAUCCUAAAAAUGUUUUUUGAUUUUCUAAAUAUAGAAAAAAUGAAUAAUAUAUUAAAAAGAGAUAAUGCAUUUCUAAAAUUAGAAACUAUUAAAAAUCAAAUUAAAAAUAGAGAUUUUAUGGAAGGUAUUAGACCUGAUUAUCUAUAUAUUAUGUUCUCAAAAAAUGCAAAUGAAUAUUAUAAUAAUUUUAAUCAUAAACAAUAUGAAAAAGAAUUUUUAGAUUCAAUCAAUUAUAAUACAACCGCUCAAAAAAUGAUUAGCGAAAAUUCUCUAUACAAAAAAAAAAGAAAACAAUUUUCUGAAGAAACAAAAACAUCACUUAUGAAAUUUUAUGAUAUUCAAUUGCCAUCAUUCUUUAAAGAAUAUAUGAAAAAGAAAGAUCAAAAACAUAAAGAAAUAUAUGAAAAAAUUAAAAAAAUGAUACAUAAUAAAUAUCUAAAGAGAAAACAAAGGAGAGAAGAUAAACUCGCUGGAAAAAUAUCAAACCAAGAAACAAACUCCGAUACUCAAAUGGAUGCAAAUCUAGAUGAAAAGAAGAAAAAAAAAAAAAAAAAAAAAAAAAAGUGA